This is a messenger RNA of Boleophthalmus pectinirostris (great blue-spotted mudskipper), 2569 nucleotides long. Its product is annotated as zinc-binding protein A33. The record is from RefSeq and is a predicted model, not a curated record. The transcript has 3 exons. NCBI's taxonomy places the organism in Eukaryota, Metazoa, Chordata, Actinopteri, Gobiiformes, Gobiidae. The coding region runs from base 55 to 1452 and encodes 465 amino acids. Gene Ontology annotation, molecular function: zinc ion binding.
CUAUAACUUCCUUCCUGUCGCGCGGGUCUCGUGGUUUUCGGAUCGUCGGGCUCCAUGGCGUCCACGAGUGUCUCCUUCUCCGAGGACCUGACGUGCUCCAUUUGCCUGAUGCUGUUCACGGACCCGGUCACGCUGCUCUGUGGUCACGCGUUCUGCCGUGGCUGUAUCCGGGACUGUCUGGACCUGAGCCCCACCUGUCCACACUGCCGCGCACCUGUGGACACGCGCGGACUGCACCUCCUCAACAGCCACGUGCUCAAGAACCUGACGGAGAAAACCCGAGAGGCGACCAAGCGCAAGAGGGAGGACGGACAAGACAAACAGACGGGACCGUGGACGUGCUCUGAACACUUCGAAAAGUUCAAAUUGUUCUGCAGUGAUGACCAGCAGCUCGCGUGUCUGAUCUGCAGAGACUCUCAGAAACACUCGCAGCACAAGUUCGAACCAAUGAGUGAAGCUGCUGCUCUGAUAAAAAAGAAGCUGAAGAUUCUGGCCUACAACGUGAGCGCAGACACCAACGCUCUGGAAACGCUCGCUGAAACACAGAAAGAAGCAGUGACGAGGACCAAACAGCGUGCCCAAGAGCUCAAAACGAUGAUCAGAGACAAGUUCAAAGAAAUGUACCAGUUUUUAAACGAGAGGGAAGAAGCGCUCGGUGCGUUAGUGAAGGGUGCAGAGGAACAGGGGAUGCAGAGGAUGACCAAGAGCCUGCACGAGAUUGAAGAGGCCAUAGCCGAGAACAAAAAGAUCAAAACGAAUGUGACGUCGGCUCUGGAAAUCCACCGUCCUGAGCGAUUUCUGAAGACCUGGACUGAAGAGAAGAUGUUCAACGUGACUUUUGGUUCCUUCAGCCCCAAAAGAGAAAACUUCCAGGUGGAGAAGACGGAGCUGUCCCUGGGGCCGUACGAGAGCCACCUGCAGAUGUUCAUCUGGAAGGAGAUGAUCCAAGUGGUGGAGCCCAGGGAAGAACAUCUGCUUCUCGAAAUAGACCAAACCAGCCUGGCAGUGUCCCGGGACCAGAGCAGCGCUUUAGUCUGCAACUACCAACAUGGAGGAACACGAAGAAACGACGAAUUCAGGAAAAGACGCAUCCCCGUACUUCCAAACUCCACACGCAGUACUGAGCGACUGGGCGGGCGGCACUACUGGGAGGUGUACGCUGGUGGACGGAGCGACUGGGAGCUGGGCAUACCUCAGUGUGUGCUGAAGAAGCUUGAUGGAAAGUUUCACAUCUAUACUUUGGGUCACUCCUCGGCUCUCAAUCUUGAAUGUAAACUGAGCAAAAUCGGACUCUACCUGAACUGUCCCAAGAAAGAGCUGUCCUUCUUUAACGCAGAAACCUUGGCGCACAUCCACACCGCCAACCUGGAGGGCACCGCCUUCCCCGUGUCGGCCUACUUUAAGCUGGGCGAUGGCCUCAGUCAUGACCCCCUGACAAUAUGUAGAUACUGAAAUAAAUCAAAACAUUACACUACCGGUCAAAAGUUUUAGAAGACCACACUUUUUCCCAGUUUUUUACUGUUUACCAAAACGUAUUCUAAACUUUUGAUUCGUGAAAGUGUCCACCUUUUGGCAGAUUUAACAGCUGAACACGCUCGUGGCUCGUUCUUUUUAAAUCCGUGCGUUCAUUUGUUUUUCAAUAUAAAACCAAAAAUAAGAGAAUGAAAAAAUAACUGUUUUCAUUAUUUGUCUCCAAAACUAAAGUGAAAAAACGGAUAACAAUUAGUUUUUUCAGUUUUUGAUUUUGCGUUUAAAUGAAUAAUGGAAAAAAAACAGAUAACGGAUGUUUCCCAUAAACUGUGAUGCAGGACUGAACCAGGACUGAACCAGGACUGAACCAGGACUGAACCAGGACUGAACCAGGACUGAACCAGGACUGAACAGUUUUCAGUCCCGGUCUUAGUCCUGGUCCUGUUUCCGGUUUCAGUCGUCGUCUCAGUUCUGGUCUGGUCCCGUUUUAGUCCUGGUCUUAGUCCCGAUCUCAAUCACGGUCUGGUCCUGGUCUCAGUUCUGUUCUGGUCCUGAUUUCAAGUCCUGGUCCCGGUUCCAGUCCUGGUUCAGUCCGGCAUCUGUUUGUCACGGAAACAGCCCUUAGCCGUUUUUCCAUUAUUCAUUUAAACACAAAAUCUUUUUUCAUUUUGGUUUUGGAGACAAAUACUGUGAUUAAAAAAAUAAGUUUUUAAUUUUUUUUCUUGUUUUAUUUUGAAAAACAAACGAAUGAACGAAUACAGAAAUCAAAUAUUCUUCUGAAAUUUCUUCCCAAGUCUGUUGCAGAAGUUUCCAUAAAUGUGUGGCACUUGUCGGUUGCUUCACUCUUCUGUCCAGUUCAUCCCAAACCAGCUCCAUGGGGUUUAAGUCUGGACACUGUGCUGCUGCUGGACACUUCAUGUUUUCAACUUUUACCAUCUUGUUCUUUUUUCCUGAGGUAGUUUUGGCAGAGCUUGGACUUGUGUUUUGUAUCUUUUAUCUUUUUUUAACCUCUGUCUGUUCAGUUUUUACCUUUGCACCAUUUCAAGAUCUUCAUUGAGACUUGCACGACUUGAAUAGCAAUAAAUAACUGGAAAAAUGA